GCCCUUAUAAUCACCGCUUUCCCCAAUCUUCACUCUCAGCCACAACCUAACCCCAUUUUCCCCCAAUUAUCUCACGGAGGAGAUAUGGCCAUUCCCUUGCCGGCCUCCGCCAACGGCACCGCGGCUCUCGCCCCUUUCGAUCCCUCCGCCCCUCCUCCGUUCCGUAUAGCCGAGAUCCGCGCCGCCAUUCCCCCCCAUUGCUGGGUCAAGAGCCCUUGGCGCUCUCUCCUCUAUGUUCUUCGCGAUUUAGCCGUCGUCUCUGCAUUGAUUGCCGUCGCCGUCUUCUUCGAUUCAUGGCUACUCUGGCCGAUCUAUUGGGUCGCUCAGGGCACCAUGUUUUGGGCCAUUUUCGUCCUCGGUCAUGACUGUGGCCAUGGCAGCUUCUCCAACAGUACUGCGCUUAAUACUCUCGUGGGUCUUGUUCUUCAUUCCUCCAUUUUGGUUCCUUAUCAUGGCUGGAGAAUAAGCCACAGAACCCAUCACCAGAACCAUGGAAAUGUCGAGAAAGACGAAUCAUGGGUUCCAGUACGUUCGUCAGUNUACAAGCAGCUGGAGAGAAGAACACGAAUCCUCAGAUUCACUCUACCUUUCCCCAUUCUUGCAUAUCCAUUUUAUCUGAUGUGGAGAAGCCCAGGAAAGGAAGGAUCUCAUUUCAAUCCAAACAGUGAUUUGUUUGCUCCAAAUGAAAGAAAAGACAUAGUGAUUUCAACCUCGUGUUGGGCAUUAAUGGCGGCUGUUCUUGUCUAUUUGUCCUUCGUGUUUGGUCCCUUCCAAAUCUUCAAAAUCUAUGGCGUCCCUUACUGGAUAUUUGUGAUGUGGCUGGACUUAGUGACGUAUCUUCACCACCAUGGCUAUGAACAGAAGCUGCCAUGGUACAGAGGAGAGGAAUGGAGUUAUUUACGUGGCGGCCUCACGACCGUUGAUCGCGAUUAUGGACUAUUCAACAACAUCCAUCAUGAUAUCGGAACUCAUGUCAUCCACCAUUUGUUUCCACAAAUCCCUCACUAUCAUCUCGUUGAAGCGACAAAGGCAGCCAAGGGAGUGCUGGGGAAGUAUUACAGAGAGCCAAAGAAAUCAGGGCCAAUACCAAUUCAUUUGAUAGAGAAUCUGGUGAAUAGCUUUAGAGAAGACCACUACGUGAGUGAUAAUGGCAAUAUCGUCUUUUACCAGACGGAUCCAUAUCUUCACCAUCACUAAAUAUUCAUUUCUCUUACAAACCUUAGUUGAGUUUAGCUCACCCUUUGUUCGCCUUAGUGUUGCUCUUCUUCUUGUAUUACCAACAUUAUCCUUUUUGAUCCCUUCCCAUCAAUUCAAAACCAAAAAGACAUCAUCCAAAUAAAAUUCGAUUCUCAUCUCUACUUUUAUCUA
This is a messenger RNA of Cucurbita pepo subsp. pepo (vegetable marrow), 1368 nucleotides long. The record is from RefSeq and is a predicted model, not a curated record. NCBI's taxonomy places the organism in Eukaryota, Viridiplantae, Streptophyta, Magnoliopsida, Cucurbitales, Cucurbitaceae.